AUGUCACCGCUCAACCAAACUACUGAUAACCACCAGACCUUCUUCACUCUGACUGGGAUUGCAGGAAUGCCAGAGAAGGACUUGUGGAUGGCCUUGCCCCUCUGUCUUCUCUACAGCACCACGUUCCUGGGCAAUGUCACCAUCCUUGUUGUGAUCAAAGUUGAGCGAAGUCUCCAUGAGCCUAUGUAUUAUUUUCUGUCCAUGUUAGCUGCUACUGACCUUAGCCUUUCACUAUCUUCCAUGCCCACCAUGGUCAGUGUUCACUGGUUCAGCUGGCGCUUAGUAUCUUUUAAUGCUUGUAUCACCCAGAUGUUCUUCAUCCACACCUUUGAGGGAGUAGAGUCAGAUGUUCUGGUGACCAUGGCCUUUGAUCGCUUUGUGGCCAUCUGCUUUCCUUUGCACUAUACUACCAUUCUUACCCAUGGCAUCACUGGCAAAAUUGGAGCAGCAGUCCUGCUGCAGAGUGUGGGGGCUGUGCUCCUUGUGCCUUUCCUCAUCAAAAGGCUACCUUUCUGCCACUCCGAUGUCCUCUACCAUGCAUACUGCCUCCAUCAGGAUGCCAUGAGGCUUGCCUGUGCUGACACAAGUGUCGAUAGCAUCUGUGGCCUGCUGGCUGUGAUCUUCAUUAUUGUGUUAGAUGCCUUAAUCCUCUUGGUGUCUUACAUUCUAAUCCUCCAGGCAGUGUUGGGCAUUGCUUCCCGGGAAGAGAGGCUCAAGGCUAUCAACACCUGUUUCUCUCAUAUCUGUGCAGUGCUGCUUUUCUAUGUGCCUCUCAUCGGCAUGACUGUUCAUCGCUAUGGGAAGCAUCUGUCACCAGUAAUACACACAUUUAUGGCCAAUGUCUACCUGCUGCUCCCUCUUGUGCUCAGUCCCAUUGUGUACAGUGUUAAGACCAAGCAGAUCCGGCGGCACAUCAUCCAGGCGUUCUGUGGGGGCAGGGUUGGCCCCUAA
This is a messenger RNA of Propithecus coquereli (Coquerel's sifaka), 951 nucleotides long. RefSeq names its product olfactory receptor 51H1-like. Gene Ontology annotation, biological process: G protein-coupled receptor signaling pathway. The record is from RefSeq and is a predicted model, not a curated record. Gene Ontology annotation, cellular component: membrane. Gene Ontology annotation, molecular function: olfactory receptor activity; G protein-coupled receptor activity. NCBI's taxonomy places the organism in Eukaryota, Metazoa, Chordata, Mammalia, Primates, Indriidae.